This is a messenger RNA of Dracunculus medinensis (Guinea worm), 1182 nucleotides long. The record is from the annotation of a GenBank genome assembly. NCBI's taxonomy places the organism in Eukaryota, Metazoa, Nematoda, Chromadorea, Rhabditida, Dracunculidae.
AUGUCAUUACUUUUCUCAGUUGUCCGUUCUGUUCCAUUCAGCAACAAACCCAUCGCAAAGGAUGUAAUUGCGAGUUUACAUAGUUAUUUCACAUGCAAUAUAUUGAUCAUAUUUGCUGUAAUUCUCAGUUUCAAACAUUUUGGUGGUCGCCCAAUAGAAUGUUUACUUCCAUCCGGUUUCAGUGGAGCUUGGGAACAGUAUGCAGAAAAUUUCUGUUGGGCGGAAAAUACGUAUUUUGUCUCUCCGGGAAUAUUUGUUGAACAAGUGUCAGUUAGUGAUCGCCGUGAACGAAGAAUCAAUUAUUAUCAAUGGAUGCCAUUUUUCUUAUUGUUUCAGGCUGCUUGCUUUAAUGCUUCCACGUUAAUAUGGAAGUAUUUUGCUGGUCAUUCAGGAAUAAAAAUGGGCGAAAUAUUGCGAUUGGCAUGCGAUCCCUUAAAUGCGAAUUUGACAGUUAAGAAAAUGAAUAUAAAUGCUCUCAACAUACAUUUACAAGGAGCAUUACGGUUUCAAGAACGUCUUAAAAAGCGAAAAUUGGUGCCACACAAAAUAUUUCGCUUCCUGAAUUUACGCUAUUCUUCAUUUUAUAUUUCAGUGGUUUAUAUGACUGCAAAAUGUGCAUUUUUAUUCAAUGCAUGUUUUCAGCUUCAUUUGCUCAGUAGUUAUUUAUUAUCCAAUAUUCGAUAUGAUUUUGGAUUAAACGCUUGGUGUAAUUUACUUUUUCCAUCAGGUAACGAAUCAUCAUGGAAUACGACUGGUGUUUUUCCUCGAGUAGCUUUGUGUGAUUUUGAGGUACGGGAAAUGGGUAAUACUCAUACUCAUACUGUUCAGUGUGUACUUGUUGUCAAUAUAUUUACUGAAAAAAUUUUUAUUCUUCUGUGGACUUGGUUUGUAAUACUGGCGAUUGUUACUGUAAUGAGUAUUAUUAAUUGGGCAUACCUUCUUCUAAGUUCUUGUUCAAAGGAACAUUUCAUCUUAAAUCAUCUGGAAAUGGGUGAGACGAAAUUGGAUAAAGAAAAUUGCGAGACUCAAAAAAGUGUAAAAAAGUUCUUGAACAAAUAUCUUGGCAUCGAUGGUAUCUUAGUGUUGCGUAUGAUUGCUGCUCAUGCCGAUAUCGUUUUUUCUACCGAAUUAAUUGUGUCAUUGUGGCAGUCACAUUGUCAUUUCGAAAGUUUCCGCAAGUAA